Messenger RNA from Otolemur garnettii (small-eared galago), 1668 nucleotides. RefSeq names its product integrin beta-2-like. NCBI's taxonomy places the organism in Eukaryota, Metazoa, Chordata, Mammalia, Primates, Galagidae. The record is from RefSeq and is a predicted model, not a curated record. Gene Ontology annotation, biological process: integrin-mediated signaling pathway; cell-matrix adhesion; cell migration. Gene Ontology annotation, cellular component: focal adhesion; integrin complex; cell surface. Gene Ontology annotation, molecular function: amyloid-beta binding; integrin binding.
CGGGAGCAGCUGCUAAUGAGGGGCUGUGGGCCUGAUGACAUCAUGGACCCCAGGAGCUUAGCCGAAGCCCAGGAGAACCAGGAGGGAGGCCAAAAACAGCUGUCCCUACAAAAAGUGACACUUCACCUGCGACCAGGUAGGGCAGCCUCAGUGGGCUUUGGGUCCAUGGUAAACAAGACCUUCAGGCACGUGCUGAAGCUGACUGACAACGCCAGCCAGUUCCAGACCGAGGUCGGGAAGCAGCUCAUCUCUGGAAACCUGGACGCCCCUGAGGGUGGGCUGGACGCCAUGAUGCAGGUCGCGGCCUGCCCGGUAAGGCUGCUGCCCCUUCAUGGGUCUGCAGUUUCCCCGACGUGGGUGCUUCCAUCAAGUGCUGCAGGGCCACCCACACUAGCCAGAGCUGUGGCAAGCUGUGUUGAGGACAGUGGGGCCAUUUCACACUGGUGGGAGCCUGGGGCAGAGGCUCCUGUGGCACCAGGUUCUAGCUGGACCGUGCCUGGUCUUGCCCAACAGAAACUCACGGAGAUCAUCCCCAAGUCGGCUGUCGGGGAGCUGUCCGAGGACUCCGGCAACGUGGUCCAGCUCAUCAAGAACGCCUACAAUGUCAGCGCUGUGGGUAGAGCUCAGACCCCUGCCACCCCCAGGUGCGACGAUGGCUACAUCGGGAAAAGCUGUGAGUGCCAGACGCAGGGCCGGAGCAGCCAGGAGCUGGAAGGAAGCUGCCGGAAGGACAACAGCUCCAUCGUCUGCUCGGGGCUGGGCGACUGCAUCUGCGGGCAGUGCGUGUGCCACACCAGCGACGCCCCCAACAAGCAGAUCUAUGGGCGGUACUGCGAGUGCGACAACUUCAACUGCGAGCGCUACGACGGCCAAGUCUGCGGAGGCCCGAAGAGGGGGCUCUGCUUCUGUGGCACGUGCAGCUGCCAGACCGGCUACGAGGGCUCGGCCUGCCAGUGUCAGAGUUCCACUGAGGGCUGCCUUAACCAGUGGGGCAAGGAGUGCAGUGGCCGGGGCCGGUGCCGCUGCAACGCGUGCGAGUGCUACCCGGGCUACCAGCCGCCACUGUGCCAGGAGUGCCAGGGCUGCAACUUCUGCCGCAACUACAUCUUCUGUGCAGAGGGCCUGCAGUUCAACAAGGGCCCCUUCGAGAAGAACUGCAGCGCAGCGUGCAGGGGGCUACAGCUGCAGAAGGAGCCCCUGAGCUGGAGAAGGUGCAAGGAGCAGGAAUCGGAGGGCUGCUGGAUGACCUACACAAUGAAGCAGCUCGACGGGUGGGAACAGUACCACAUCCACGUGGAGAAAACACGAGAUUGUGUGGCCGCCGUGGUAGGGAUCAUUGUAGGGAUCAUCGUGGGGAUGGUUGUGUUCAUCGGUGUCCUGCUGCUGGUCAUCUGGAAGGCCCUGCCCCACUUGAGUGACCUCCAAAAGCAUAAGGACUUCAAGGAGAAACUCAAGUCCCAGUGGAACAACGAUAACCCCCUUUUCAAGAGUGCCACCACGACAGUCAUGAACCCUAAGUUUGCCGAGAGUUAGGAGCCAAUCAGCAGGACCUCCACCACCACAUCUCCCCCGUCACACAACCAAGACGCUUACAGCUGUAGACGGCAGCACCAAUUAACCAAAAAUCCACUGCUUUUUCUGUUCUCAACCUGACAGAUAAAGGCAGGU